This is a messenger RNA of Peronospora belbahrii, 390 nucleotides long. The record is from the annotation of a GenBank genome assembly. NCBI's taxonomy places the organism in Eukaryota, Oomycota, Peronosporomycetes, Peronosporales, Peronosporaceae.
AUGCCAUUGAAGUUAAGUCAAGACGCAGAGUUGAAGCAACAGAAGAUUUACAAUGAUAAUUCUAACGUCUUGAACCUGGAUCAGUCCCAAAAGCACCAAUCAGUGCUGGUCCGAAGCCAAAAGGACAUGGUUGCAGUUAGCCAAGCUCUUUCGCAAGAGAAGUCUGCAAUAUGUAAACAUACAUGGGCAGUAAAUGCUGUUAUGGAUAGAGAAAACCAAGUGAAACUAGCAGAGAUAGCUAACCAGUCCAAGUACGUCCUGUCUGAGCUGGUAAAUACUGCGGAGAAGGAACCAGAGCAGCUUGCCAAGGCUCUUAUUCAAGUUGCAAUUGGCUUUGAGAAGAGACAUAGAAUGGCUACUGCAUUCAGUAUUUUCAAGAAAGCAUACUAG